Hipposideros armiger (great roundleaf bat) is the source of this 3082-nucleotide messenger RNA. It is a transcript of the gene PPP2R2C, whose product is annotated as protein phosphatase 2 regulatory subunit Bgamma. Bases 418 to 1296 code for a protein of 292 amino acids. Gene Ontology annotation, cellular component: protein phosphatase type 2A complex. Gene Ontology annotation, molecular function: protein binding; protein phosphatase regulator activity. The record is from RefSeq and is a predicted model, not a curated record. Lineage: Eukaryota; Metazoa; Chordata; Mammalia; Chiroptera; Hipposideridae. The transcript has 9 exons.
AAUGACGUUUGGCACGCAUGUGCCGAUAUCAUCUCUACCGUGGAGUUCAACCACACCGGAGAGCUGCUGGCCACAGGCGACAAGGGUGGCCGGGUUGUCAUCUUCCAGCGGGAACCAGAGAGUAAAAAUGCACCUCACAGCCAGGGCGAGUAUGACGUCUACAGCACUUUCCAGAGCCACGAGCCAGAGUUCGACUAUCUCAAGAGCCUGGAGAUAGAGGAGAAGAUCAACAAGAUCAAAUGGCUCCCUCAGCAGAACGCUGCCCACUCCCUGCUGUCCACCAACGAUAAAACUAUCAAAUUAUGGAAGAUUACCGAACGUGAUAAAAGACCCGAGGGCUAUAACCUAAAAGAUGAAGAAGGGAAACUCAAGGACCUGUCCACAGUGACGUCCCUACAGGUGCCGGUGCUGAAGCCCAUGGACCUGAUGGUGGAGGUGAGCCCGCGCAGGGUCUUCGCCAACGGCCACACCUACCACAUCAACUCCAUCUCCGUCAACAGCGACUGCGAGACGUACAUGUCGGCGGACGACCUGCGUAUCAACCUCUGGCACCUGGCCAUCACCGACAGGAGCUUCAAUAUCGUGGACAUCAAGCCAGCCAACAUGGAGGACCUCACGGAGGUGAUCACGGCGUCUGAGUUCCACCCGCACCACUGCAACCUCUUCGUCUACAGCAGCAGCAAGGGCUCCCUGCGUCUCUGUGACAUGCGGGCGGCCGCCCUGUGUGACAAGCACUCCAAACUCUUCGAGGAGCCCGAGGACCCCAGCAACCGCUCUUUCUUUUCGGAAAUAAUCUCCUCUGUGUCGGAUGUCAAAUUCAGCCACAGCGGCCGGUACAUGCUCACCCGGGAUUACCUCACUGUCAAGGUCUGGGACCUGAACAUGGAGGCGAGGCCCAUCGAGACCUACCAGGUCCACGAUUACCUUCGGAGCAAGCUCUGUUCUCUAUAUGAGAAUGACUGCAUUUUUGACAAGUUCGAAUGCGCCUGGAACGGGAGUGACAGCGUCAUCAUGACCGGGGCCUACAACAACUUCUUCCGCAUGUUUGACCGGAACACCAAGCGGGACGUGACCCUGGAGGCCUCCCGGGAGAGCAGCAAGCCCCGGGCAGUGCUCAAGCCGCGGCGCGUGUGUGUGGGCGGCAAACGCCGGCGGGACGACAUCAGCGUGGACAGCUUGGACUUCACCAAGAAGAUCCUGCACACGGCCUGGCACCCGGCCGAGAACAUCAUUGCCAUCGCUGCCACCAACAACCUGUACAUCUUCCAGGACAAGGUGAGCUCCGAGAUGCACUAGGCGUGCGCAGGGCCCACCCUGCGAGCCAGCCGUUGGCAGCUGCCCCGGCACGACCGUCAAACGGCAGCAUAGAAGAGGGGGACGAUGGCGGCGGUGACAAGGACAAGGGAGUGGCCUUGUCCUUCCCCCGGCGUCCCUAAGCCAGGCCACCUUUGGGCAGUUGUCUGUUUAAAAAGAAAGAAAACAAACGAUUCACAGCCACAAAUCGUGAAAUGGACGUGAUUGUCGGCUUUCAAGUUCAGGGUUCUUUCACUCCCGUACUUGACCUGCGUGCGGUCUUUACCACAUUGUUAGGAUUUUUACAUCUCUGGGUUAAUUUUUCACUCCAGCGGUUCCUUUCAGGGGAUGCGGGAGCCGAUGUGAGCUGUUUCUCUCACAGGCUGACUGGCCCCAGAUCAGGGCUCUGGGGACAGAUAAUGAAGCUCAGACAAGCCAGCCAGGGGUUCUUUGGUUAUAAGCGGAGCAAUUCCCACUGUCUCAGAGCUGCGGGCCUCACCUUUAAAUUUUGGAUCAUGAAUUCCAGCUGAGAAUUUGCAGAUGCAAGCUCUUUUAGGUUCUUUCCAGGUCUUUCAAUAUCCCCGGUCCAUUUUGGUUUCCUGAGAGGAAGGGGGGUGUGAAAUCUUCCCGUGUGUGCCUGUUAUUCUCACCAUUUCACCAACAUUUGCUGUGCACCUGCCGUGUACCAGGCAUGGCACUGGGUCCUUUAGGUGCAUUGAUUUAAGCCCUAUGCCUGCUCUGUGGGGCACCAUCACCCUUCAACAGUCACUGGGUACCUCAUGGGAACUCCUGCUGGGUCGGUCCAUGACCUUUUGGCAUCCUUGUCACGACCCUGAGAGUCGGGUGGGCGUCCAUUCAUUUCUUCCAUAAACGCCCACUGUUCACUGAGUGCCAGGCCCCGUGCCAUGUGCCAGGGAUUAAAAGAUGAACAAUUCAUCACCCCUAUUGUACACAUGAGGAAACCCAGGCCCCGGAACGAUGUACAGUCUGCCCAAGGCGCUCCAGGCAGGCAGGCGGUGCAGUCAGGGACCCCAUCCAGAUCUUCGCACAGGCACUUUUCUCUCCAUGUUGGUGGCUCACGUUAGAGCCAUGGUUUAGCCUGGAAGGUUUGGAGACAUUGCUUCAUCUGUGAAGCAGGACGAAGCAGGUGACACAAGGACCAAGGUGUCCAAGGGAGAAUGGAGAAGCCCCCGGUGGCUCCUUGCUGUUUGGUGACUUCAAAGCUCAGCCGUCCACGCGACUCCUCAUUGCGCCCUGGCCCUUUUCACAUGCACUGGACCGCCUCCGAAAGAAGAUUGCAUGUUAUAACCAUUUUAAGAUACCUUUUAUUUAUGACCGCACAGUCUCCAGGGACACUUUCUCCAGGGCCACAAUAGCUCCUUCUGCUCUGUCAAGACCAGCUCCACCCACUCCGCCAACCACGCACGUGUUGACUUUGCCCAGGAAAGGCAGCCGGUCCCGUGCUGUGCAUUUUGAUUCCGAAAGCAGCCUGCAGAGGCUCCACCAAAUCCAACCUUUUUUUACAAGAUGUAACCUAACCCAGGAAAUAGACCCACCUGAAAUUUUUGUCAGCGGAUAACGGUAUACUUUUGUGUGUGUCAAAGCACAAAACGCAUGUGCACUCACUUCCGGCCAUACGAUAUUUACACAAGGAAAUGGGUCCAUUGAUCUUUUUUUUUUUUUAAAUCAAAGUGAAUGAAGAAUGUUUGUUUAUAUAUCACUGUAAAAUCCAGGUGACCUGGACAGUAUUAUAUGUAUAUAUCUAUUCUAAUUAAAAUUAACAAUCACA